AAAAAUAUGUAGGACCACUACUCCGGAAGUUUGACUUGCAAGCGGAAACGCCUGUGUUUACAAUAUUCUCAGCUAUAUUCUAUAUGCAAUAUUCUCAAAAUAAUGGCGUGUAGAACACCAAUUAAAUGUAAAGUGUAGAUUUUCAGUUUGCGCUACAAAAUGUCUCUCUUCAAGGGCCACAUUGAUAAAUUGACUCGGGUUUACGAGCGUUAUACAGAGUAUGUUAGAAGGAACCCAACUGCAACGGCACAGGUGGAGAGCAUAGUUCGGACUAUUUCUUACCUAAUCGCAGGAAGAUUUGCAGAUUCCCAUGAACUAUCUGAACUUGUGUAUUCUGCUUCCAAUCUCCUGGUGCUUUUCAAUGACAGCAUUCUGCGCAGAGGCCUGAAAUGUGCCUUAACUGUGUCCAUCUCACAACAGAGAAUACUCACCUGGCUUUCUGUGUUGGAGUAUGUGGAGGUGUUCCUGGAGAUGGGUGCCCAAAAGGUGUGCGGUGAAGUUGGCUGCUGGCUCGUCAUCGGACUCAUUCAAAUUUUCAAGGCAGUUUUUCGCCUUGUGCUUCUUUUGCGGUACAAAUCGGGCAUCCAGACUUCACCGCCGAUUAUCCCCCUUGACAGAGGUGCAGAGCUAGGUGACAAAGAUGAUGGAAGUGUGGAGCAGCAAGACAACGGCUGCUUUGUGGGCCAGAGGACAGGCCGUGUCAUCAGAUCACUGGGCAGCGCUCCCUCCGCACAGCCUCUGCAGUGGGGAGCAGCAGCCAGUGAGAAAAAGAGAAGUCGCAACUUGAAGGAAGAGAAGUUCCACAGCAAACCAACACCCUUGAGGCUACAGGAGACCGUCGCUGAAACUGUGUACAUCAGUCGACCUCUUGUGCACUUGCUCAGCCUUGGACUCUGUGGAAAGCAGUCCUGGAAGCCAUGGCUUGUCUCUGCAGGUCUGGAGCUUUCCAGCUUUGCAGUUCUCCGUGAGCGAAUUUUUGAUAACAGAUGGGAGAGGGAAGAGAUGAGGAGAAGAACCUUUCUUUUACUCUACUACCUUGUCCGUUCCCCAUUUUAUGACCGAUAUUCAGAAGAAAAGAUUAUUUUCUUGCUGGGACUUCUGGCCAAGCAUGUUCCAGGAAUAGGCCUCAUAGCACGGCCACUCAUGGAUUAUUUGCCCAGCUGGCAGAAGAUCUACUUCUACAAUUGGGGAUGAAACAGACAAACAGAUUGUAGUUGGAAGGAGCCAUAAAUCUGGUCUGUACAGUAGUAGUUGCCACAGCCCCGUAGGGAGAAGUCCAUCUAAAAUAAAUAUUUUGUAACAUGUCA
Molecule: messenger RNA, 1307 nt
Organism: Syngnathus typhle (broad-nosed pipefish)
Lineage: Eukaryota; Metazoa; Chordata; Actinopteri; Syngnathiformes; Syngnathidae
Gene: pex16
Product: peroxisomal biogenesis factor 16
Exons: 11
Coding region: 160-1194 (344 amino acids)
Biological process (GO): peroxisome organization
Cellular component (GO): peroxisomal membrane
Source: RefSeq, a predicted model, not a curated record